Molecule: messenger RNA, 2403 nt
Organism: Prorocentrum cordatum
Lineage: Eukaryota; Dinophyceae; Prorocentrales; Prorocentraceae
Source: the annotation of a GenBank genome assembly
AGGAUUUGUUUGGCUCAAGCCGCAUACUUGGUUGUCCACGCUUCUAUACUGAACAUGGCGAGCGAGCAGGGUGCACCACCUGAGGGACGGCGCCUGGCUGUUUCGCUUGUUGUCGGUGUGUUGCGCGUCGUCAUGAUCAGCCUUGUGCUUUUUCCUGCAUUUGCUCCAGUUUGGAUGGGCUUUGGAUGGAGUGGAUUCGGGCAGGAUAACACCACUUCAGAAAGCAUUUCCCACCUUAGCCCCAUCACAUGCAAUGGGGAAGUAGAUGCACAGUAUUUUCCACAUCCAGAUUGGGACGCUUGGGGAGACACCUAUCACUUCAGAAUGCUUGCGAGCACACUCACUUCAAUUCUAGUGGCUGUGUGUGCUGCUGUUGGUCUGAAAUACGUGCCCACCGCGUCUGCUUUUGUCAUCCAUGCCCGAUGUUGGCUUUUGCUGAAUUGGGUAUUGGCUGUAAUGUGGAACUUUGAGAGGGCUUUCCAGUGGGGUCGGCGGAUUCGACAUAUCCGAAUCCUGGCACUUGGUUGUGGAACCUUCGGCAGGUUGUUUGGGCGUCUUCUGUGACCUACCUCAGCUUCUUGCUGCGAAUGAGGGUUGUGGCUCUGCAGCGUGCACAGGGUGAGAAGGUCCACAUGAAACGGAUGUCCGUCGUCAUUGCACUUCAGUGUGUGGUCCUGCUCGGUGUCAGUGCCUGCGUUGUUGUUCGGCUCACGACGGCUGUGGCGCAGGAUUGGUUUGGCACGUUGGCCCAGACCCUUCUGUCGAUAAUCUUAGCACUCACAGUGGUCGGUCUUGCGAUGGCAGCUCAUGCUUUUAGGAGUCCGCUCCGUGUUGCCCAACACGUCGCGCAGCAGACUGUUGGACGCCGUGGGGAGGAGGCUCUACGGAGCUAUCGCAGUGUGCGGCGGCAGUUGAUGGCAACACUGUUCUGCGGAGUCACAACUGUGUUGGCACUGGGUACGGAGUUUGCGUCGCACGUGCUGUUUGUAUAUCACCGAGACGAGCACGACUACAUAUAUGAGAUCUUCAAGACAUUCUUCUAUGGAUUCGACCUGGUCGUUAAUGCGGCCGUCAUAUUGCUGCUGUCGGGGUUGGUACGCGUCCAUCAGCCCUCGCGUUUUGCUGGUAAGUGCACUACGAAUUCUGCUAAGUCCUUUACCGAUACAUUAGAACAUACACAAUGGAACAAUAAGGUAAAAGAGCUAUCGGAGCGGGGCAUUACACUAGGGGCACUCUUAGGCUUCUACGCUGGACUUGGACAGCGCUACAUGCCUCACUUCAACCCAGAUGUGCAUUCCACAGCCGACGUCGUCCGGCAGGCCAUCAUUCCACUCACGGCCAACAAUUCAGAGUUUGGGCCAUGCGCAUUGUCUACGCAGCUCAUGGGUGGGACCUCUAUCCCGGCGCAGUGCAUGGUUACACAUGCGUGGUCAAAUAAGUUUGCAGAUCUCAUUGCUGCCAUUGUCGCGGAUGCUCUUGGUCUCAGCACAUAUGAGGCGGUGUUGCCCAGAUUGAAGCCGGCCGAAUUGCCAGUGUUAAUGAAAGAGUUGCACCAGAAGGGUUUUCUGGGGAUUUCGUAUUGGGUCUGCGCUGCUUGCGUCAAUCAGCAUGCAGGAAUUUGUAGCGUGAACCCAGGGCAGCAACAGGAUCCAGUCAGCUGCAGAGUACAUCCAGUCUGCAGUUGCGGCCACCAGAAAUUCUGGAACAUCACACCACCAUUGCGCUUCGACGGGGAGGGGAUUUUGUGUGAGAUGAACAAAUGGGUCGGCGGAUUUGAUGACAUGAUGCUAUACCUCAGCGCCAAUGACCCGUCCUUCCGGCAGGUCAUAGCCGUCGACCGCGAGUUCGAGUUGUUCCAGCGGGCAUGGUGCGUAAGCGAGAUUCAUUUGGCUCACUCCUCAUACAUAAACGCAGCUGUCAAAUGCCAUACCCACAAGAGCCUCGAGCUCCACCAAAGCGCGUUGAUGAGUCUGUGCGUGCAGGACAUGGAGUCGUCCAGGCCGGAGGAUAAGGCCAUGAUCCUCGGAAGGAUCGGUAACCUGAAUGACUUCAACGAAACCCUGAGGUGGAUCGUUCUGGACGAGGACACCGGCAUCUUCGCAAAUUGCCAGGACAGCGUGCAUUCCUCACAUACACUCGGCCGGUUCGUGGGGAAAGCAAGCUCUUCGAACAGUUCCUCGUCCUCUACCGUAGCUUCUAUCCCGUCCUCAUUCUGGUCAUACACGGCUCGCACGUCUUCGCUCCGAGGUUGAUGCAAAUGCGCGAUGCAGUUCGCUUGGGUUCUUCUUGGUUGAAACAGGACGUAGAUACGUGAAGCCUCGGAUUAGUGCUAUGCCCAGCGAGGUAUGCCAUGACUGGGUAUCCGCGUGAGCCAGCAGCAACUGUGAGCUGGUCGGCCGCCAA